Messenger RNA from Drosophila arizonae, 3104 nucleotides. It is a transcript of the gene aru, whose product is annotated as arouser. Lineage: Eukaryota; Metazoa; Arthropoda; Insecta; Diptera; Drosophilidae. Gene Ontology annotation, cellular component: plasma membrane. Gene Ontology annotation, biological process: Rho protein signal transduction; regulation of Rho protein signal transduction. Gene Ontology annotation, molecular function: actin binding. The record is from RefSeq and is a predicted model, not a curated record.
CGGAGCUAGUGCUAGCCGUGUUGAGUUAGCCAAGUUAGUAUCUUGAUUUUGGUCUGGCCUGACGUACCAAACGCGGCCACAGCGGACAACGCGUGUGCUUUAUAAAUGACUACAAUUACGGCGACAACUUAUUUCCUUUAUUUUCCAUAUAAUUUGCAAACAAGGAGUGUGAAAUAAUAAUUAAAUCAGUGUUUAAAUUACGCACGCAGUUGCGUAUGUAUAAGCCAAAAGCAAGCUUUGAUUAAUAUAAAAAAGUGUUGUAAAAAUUGAGAAGAACGAACGAAAGUGGAAAGCCAAAAUAGAAGGAAGGCGGACGAGAAUACAAAAGCACAACAAGUAAACGGCAGCAAGUGAGUCCGGAUAAACAUUCACAUUCACCAUUGCCGAGAUGGUCAAUCAUCAUUCAAAUGGUGGCGGCAGCGCCGGCAAUAGCAGCGGAGGCGCCCAUGGUGGUGCUGGCGGCGAUUAUUCCGGCGACGAUCGCAGCGGUGGCGAGGAACGAGAGCGAUUGGAUGGCAUGGAUUUGCAUGAUAAGCCCACAUAUCUGCUCGAGCACCUGGCCACAUUCACCGUGAACAAGGAGUCGGGCAUUGUGUAUCCAGCGGACGGCAUGCGUCGCCUGCUACAGUUGGAGAAGACAACGGGCAUUUGGUCGCAGAAGAUGCAGCUCUGCUUGGACUAUCAAUGGGUGCUCAUUAUGGAUUACGAGACGGGGAACAUAAUCGAGAGAUUUCCCGCCUCGCUGGUGCAGGAGCCAACAGCCUUCACAUCUAACGAUGCCAUGGAGCUUUACAAUAAUAUACUGGUCUUUAUUGUCUCGGGCGGUGGUGGUUCACGCUCCGAAAUGCACAUAUUUCAGUCACAAAGCGUUUCUGCUGUUCAUCUAGUGGAGGAUUUGAAGCAGUUGCGCAGCGGUAAAAUGAUCACACAACAGCGUGGUGCCACGCCCACACAGCAUACGAGUGGCGCCUCCGGCUCUGGUAUGGCUGGCAUGAUGAUGAGCAAAACAUCGUCCUCCUCAUCGCAUAGUCGCAUCGAGCACCAUCAUCAGCGUGAUCAACGGGAUCGGGAGCGCGGCAGGGAUCGGGAAAGGGAAAGGGAGAGGGAGCGGGAUCUGCAUGUGCAGCAUCAUAUGCAUCAGCGCAGCAGCGUGGAUCAGUAUGGCAUGCGAGGCUCUGGAGCUGGCGCUGUCACUGAUGUGGACAUUGGCCCGAAUGGCGAGACAGACUCGGAACAUGGCUGCGUCAAUGAUCGCGACGAGACAAGCUCCACGUCCAGCGAGAAAUACGAACGGGAUGUGGCCGUGCUGAAUCAUUGUUUCGAUGAUAUCGAGAAGUUCAUUGCACGACUGCAGCACGCGGCGGCUGCCUCCAGGGAGCUGGAGCGACGUCGUCGCAAUCGCAAGUCAAAGAAACGUGAUCCUGGCGAGGGCCUCCUCACGUUGCGCACCCGGCCGCCGCAUGAAAAGGAGUUCGUGGAUAUCUUUGCAAAGUUUAAGCUUUCGUUCAAUUUGCUGGCCAAGUUGAAGGCGCACAUCCAUGAUCCCAAUGCGCCGGAGCUGGUGCAUUUUCUAUUCACACCCCUGGCUCUCAUCGUGGAGGCAUCCAGCGACACCUACUACGAGUCGCAGCUGCCGUCGCGCGUGGUCAAUCCCUUGCUCACCCGCGAGGCCAUCAAUUUGCUAAUCAACUGCGUCACCAGCAAGGAGACCGAGCUGUGGCGUUCCCUGGGCGAUGCCUGGGUCAUACCACGCGACCAGUGGAAGGAAGAUGUUGGCUCCUAUCAUCCGGUCUUCCUCGAUGGCUGGUCACCCGAUUACUUAGUCAUUGACGAACUGGAGGCCACAUCGCCCACGCACGUCAGCAAGCGUCGGCUCGAUGUGCAGCCGGGUCCGGGCAGCCACCUGUCCGGCCUGAAUGGACGUGGCGCCGCCGGCGGCUACGAUGACUACGACACGAAUGGCAUUGGCAUCUCGCUCAGUGAGAAGUACACCAUACACCAUGGCAACGAUCGGGAUCGUGAACGAGAACGAGAUCGAUCCGGUGCAAUAAGUGCCUCAGAUUUCAAUGCACGCAGCGAGCUCUCCUUUGACUCCAUUGAGCGUGGCAGCGGCGGCGGCGGCGGUGGUGGCAUUCCCUCCAGUGGUGCUGGUCAUGGCCCCACUGCUGGACCCACACUCAGCGCUAUUACAGCGGGUCUACAGAAUUUACACACACGCGACUCCCGCAACGUGAGCAGCUCAGGCGGCAACUACGGAGCGAGCGGCGUUGGUGGCGGCGUCUCCGAGAUAUCCGCCGUCACAGCACGUGGCGUGGCCAAUGCAAAUGCUAGCGAGGAUCAGCUGCUGGAAGCCUGGCUAGAGGAUCUGCAGGCAUCGGGCGCUAAAAUUGUUCUGGUCACCUACCCACGCACUGCCAACAAUGACAAGGAGCUGAGCGUGAUGCGCGGUGAAUACUUGGAGAUUCUGGAUGACACCCGGAAGUGGUGGAAGGCGCGCAAUAUACGCGGCCAGGUGGCCCAUGUGCCGCACACGAUUGUCACGCCCUUCAAUUAUGGGGACGGGGACGGCGGCAAUGGUCAGUUCUAUGGCCAACAACAACAGGCGGCAGCGAAUAAGUCACGUCACAUGUCACCAUGCAAUGUGGAUAAUCCCAGCAUGGAUCAACGUUCGCCAGAUGCCACGGAUAUGAUACGUAGCAAGCACCUGGGAAAGAAGGGCGAAUUCCGUUACUUUUAAGAAAACUGCUUUCAUAAUGUAAUCCAAUAUGAACGAAUAGUUGAUCCUGACCUACGAACAGAAUUUGAAAGGAAUUAGCCCUACUUAAAAGCCUAGUUUGUAGCUCCGUUUCGAUGUGUAUAUGUGUGUUUUAUUAUCAAAAUGAAAACUCGAAACUAACCGUAAGACUAACUAUAAGUUGUACUUCAUCGAAGUUUAGCCAAACACACACACACACACACUCAGCAUCACAGUAGAGUGCCCAUACCAUAUGGUAUAUACAUAUUGUUUAUAAAGAGAGUGGGACUGGCGGUAAAAGCAAUCAAUUGUUUAAUAAAGCCUGGUCCUUGCAAUAACUAAAGGAACCUAAAUAAAUAAAAAGUUGAUU